UUUCUCAGUCUUGCCUGAGAAAUGGCCUGGGAAAUCAUAAGGAGGAAUUAAAACAAUCCUCAGAGAUAGAAGACAGCCUUGCAGGUGCUUUUUGUCAGUUUCUUGUUUUCUUGCAAGAGAAGGUCAAGGGGUGGUGUACCCCACUGACCAAUGAUGGUGAUGUGCUAGUUUACUAACCAAUAAGAGUUUUACCUUUCUGUACUCUCACAUAUUGGUCUAUAAAAGAAGAUCUGAGGUAAUAAACCUUGGAGGAACUCUCCUGUUCAACUCACAAGAGAGUCUGUGUCAUUCUUUUCGCUGUUCCCAAUAGAGCAACAGAUUAGAGGCUGCACUGCUGUAGUCUUACACUAAUACAACAAGGUUCACAAGCCAAUCUUGCAAAACGUAGUUGGAGUCCAUGAAAUCAACAUUUGAGUUAUCUAUUAAAUGGAAAAAGACUUCAACCAAACACCUGAGAAUCAAACAUUGUUUCAAACACAACUUUCCAUGGCACAAAGUGGCAGGAUUCCAUGCCAGUUGUCAGCCUUUCUUCCUGUACAAAAUUGUGAAACUACAGCAUGAGGUACAAUUAUUUCAAAUACCAGAGGAACAUGAUUUGUACCCUCCCACAAAACUAAGAGGAAGUGAAGACCAGCUCUGGGAUGUAAUUUGCCAGUUCAACUAAACAGUAACUUUAAAAUUGCACAUUUAAGCAAAACCUAGAGUAUGUUUCUUGUUGCCCUGAAAACUCAGUUUUUCAAUCUGGUUGACAUAGUUGCUAAAGACUUUCCCAGGACUGUAACUGUAAACAUAGAUAUGUAUAUAUUCGAUGGAGAUCUCUCACAGCCAGUAUGGUUGGGAAGGUGUUAUCCUGACUAUCCAAUCCCUGGCCGUGGUCAGAAACCUAUAAAUUCUGAGAGAAAAAAGAAAUCUCUCUCCUAACUUCACCACACCUCGAGCUGUAUCCAGGUGACUCAUUUCGUAUCCAGCAGCAACAUCUGGUGACCCCCAAUGUGUGUUGCAGGUGACGGUUGUAGGGCACUCUCUGGCCCUGGGCCAUAGCUGCUUUUGGGAUUUCUACUGCAGAGGCCCUGGUUCUGGGGGUGUGGCGUGCUGUCUUUGAUUAGAAAUGGAUUGAUGUUUUGGAUGCUGACUUUCAGCGGUUGUAUGCUUAUGGGAGAGCUGAAGGUUUUUUUCCUGUGGUUGAAGCAUUUUUUUCGAAGCCGGUUAGAGACACGUUAGGCAAUUGCCUGAUCUGGGCUAUGGUAGUGGCUUACGACUCCCACCUAGCCCUGCUGCUGCAGAUCUGGUGGCAGUGUGACCGCACUCUGAACAGCUGCGCAUCCCCUUCUGCCGGAUCGGUAGCCGCUUUCUCCAACCUGGAUGAGAGGGAUGGCUCUGACUCCAGUUGUGGGAGCAGGGCGGAGCUCUCCCUCUCCCCCGGUGACACGGAGCCGGGGGGCAGCUGUGUCUCGGGUUCCGAGGUCAGCUCCCCCAAGGUUGCCGGGAGCCCCGGUGGGUUGGAUCCCGGCCAGCAGGCCGUCGGGGGCACCGCAGAGCUGAUGGGUAUGACCCCGCCUCGCCCGGCAUCCCAGCUGCAUAAGCCUGGGGCAGGGUCGCCGCCUUUGUGUGCCUUCCCGGUGCAGACUGAUGAGGGGCUGCCUGAACGGGGGGCAGUGCGGCCCCUGAGGGAGGCGUCGGGGACGGUCCCAUGUCCCUGUUGUGGCUGGGCUGUGCCGUACCCCGCGAUGGGGGACAGGACGGGCCCAAGCUCCGUGCUGGUGGCCGCGCACACACAUGCUGUUCCAGUGGAGGAGGGCUCGGCGCUGCUCCGCACAGAGCGGCCGGCACCGAUUCUUGGGUUUUGCGCCCCCAAGGAAACUCUGUUAGGGGCGAUUCCGAGCGCUGCUCCUCCCGCCCCGGAUUUGUGGGGCGUGGGGACGGGUGCUGCAAGUGGUGCGAACGCCGGGCCAGCUUCUUUACCUGUGCCUUGGUCCCUCCCUGCACUGGGGGUGGGCCACAGCGAGCUGGCUCCACCCCACCCCACCUCAGGUUCCUGGACUUUGCCCAAGCCUGCGGCUAGAGAGGGGGCACCCCUUCCGCCUCCUAUGGCUGCGGCGGAUUGGGGUCCUGCGCUGUUUACAAUUGGCUCGGGGGGUGAUGCCGUGGGGGCAAAGCCGGUGGCCUCCACAGGAAAAGGGUCCCAGGCUGCAGGAGCCUCUCGGGCUGGCCUGUGGACUUUGCCCCCCUGUCAGAUGACUGUGCAGCCGCAGGAUAAGGCACAAUUUUGGGGCACUGUGAAGGCUAAGGUUGAUGAGGUAGCUGGCUGUGAUUCUGGGCACAGCCCCCUGGACAGCGGGGAUGGGUCCUCUGGUUCUGCUGGUGUUACAGCGGCUGUGGCGCCAGAUGCUGUUGUGGGGUCUUCUGGCAAGGUGCCUGGCCCUGUCUUGGGGGACUCCGUGAGACAAGAUGCAGCAAGCGAGUCCAACAUCAAGAGGUGCAAUUUGUGCAUUCAGUGAAGACACUGAAUGAUGUCCAGAAAUUGGUAGGUGUCGUUACAUGGUUGCGUCCCUAUUUGGACUGACCAUGAUACAACUGUCUCCCUUGUUUGGUCUGUUAAAGGGAGACUCUGAUUUAAAGUCACCUCAGACACUGACCCCAGAGGCACAACAGGUGCUGGAGGAGGUUCGGCGAGCAGUUUCUGCUCGUCAGGUUUAUCGCAUUGACCCUUCCAUUGAUGUUGCUGUUUUCAUUACCACUCCAGAUUUACAUCCCACAGGUAUCAUUGGCCAAUGGAAUGAUGAGUGGUCCGAUCCCUUGCAUGUCCUGGAAUAGGUUUUCCUGCCCCAUCAGCUGCAGAAGAUGGCAACUUCACUGUUUGAGCUGAUAGCCCAUUUUGAUAAUCAAAUGCCGCAACGGUGUUUGCAAUUGAGGGAUGUGGAUCCUGCAAAGAUUAUGCUCCCGGUACCACGGGAGGACUUUGGAGCUUUGCGAACACUAUUUCCAUGCAAAGUGCUCUGGAGAAUUUUUCUGGGCAGAUCACCUAUCAUCUGCCCAGUCACAAGCUAUUGCCAGUGGCAAACUUCACUGACCUUUCUUUGUGGCCCAAACAUAGUCAGGAGCCUGUGCAAGGAUCCACUGCCUUUACUGAUGGUUCAGGGAGGACUGGAAAGGUCAUUGCUACCUGGAAGGAUGGAUCUGAGUGGCAGGUUUUGGAGAGUCGGGAGGUUGGGUCAGCCCAAUUGGUGGAAUUACGGGCUGCUGUCAUGGCAUUUCAGAAGUUUUCCCAGGCACCUUUCAAUUUGGUCACAGAUUCCGCCUCCGUGACCAAAUUGAGAGUCAUCGAAUGGAUAGGCCAUUGGAUGAUAACUCGGAUGCGGAUGACGUGGGUGAUCACCCCAAUGGCCCAUCCACAAGCAGGUGUUGAUGCUAGACACAUUUUCACUUUUAUUUUUUUUGUAAUAACAAAAGGGUGAGAUUUCACCCUGAAAUUACAGCCUUCUGAUUGUAUGAAGCAUUGUUUAUUUUUCCUAUUAUUUUUCCUUUUGAUUGUUUAGAAUGUUGUUAGCUUCUUUGUUCAUUUUCUUUUCUUUUUCUUUUUUUAAAAAACAAAAAGGGUGACAUGUCACCCUGAAAACUCAGUUUUUCGAUCUGGUUGACAUAGUUGCUAAAGACUUUCCCAGGACAGUAAUUGUAAACAUAGAUAUGUAUAUAUUCUUUCUGAUACACAUCUUUUGAUGGACAUCUCUCACGGCCAGUAUGGUUGGGAAGGUGUUAUCCUGAUUAUCCAAUCCCUGGCUGUGGUCAGAAACCUAUAAAUUCUGAGAGAAAAAGUAUAUCUCUCUCCUUCCUUCACCACACCUCGAGAUGUGUCCGUGUGACUCAUUUCGUGUCCAGCAGCAACAGCUUCUUCUGCAUCAGGCUUUUCUCCAUCCAAUACCCAAGAAAAGGCAACCCAAGCAUCCAAAGAAAUGGUCAGUUUAUCUACAAUUACAGGAAAAUUCUAAGUGAAAAUUUUCAAUUCCUGACCUACUAAAAUUUGCUUGUAGAUUUCAGAAUAAAAAGCCACAAUUUAUGGAAUCGUUAAACAAGUAUUAAACAAGACAUGGGAAGGUACUUUUUAUUAAAAUAGCAAGUAUAGAUUACAAGCAGGAUUAAAUCAGUAAGGGAGCCUAUUAACUAGCUAUUUGUGUUCAAAGCUGCAGCAGUAAAAGAACUGUAGUAUGUUGUUUAUCCUAGAAAAUCUUUGUAAGCUAACUGCCUGAGCAAUACAACCAGGAAGGGUUGUUUUCUGUAAAAUUGCUCUGGUUGUCAUAAAAUACUCACACCAGUAAAAACAGCACUCAGGUGUUUUGUUACAGUACCAAGUAAACUAAAUUGGGUAACUUCUACAGAAGAAAAAUAUAAUGAGGAAAUGAAUCUUUGUCACACUGAAUAGCUGGCCUGAUAUAAAGGCAAAUUACCACAGUAAACCAGGGAAUAGUUUAAAAUUGACUGAAGCCAACUAUGGCCUUCAUUUCAUUACUGGAGGGAAAAUAAGUACUAUUUAUGAGACAAUUUGGGGCUUGGUAUUGACAAUAAAGCACAGUCAACAUUUUUCUUGAGUGACUAAUACAUCUUCUUAAUGACAGCAUGAAGUGCCAGAUACAGAUAUUAUUCUAACAAGUUAGAGCUUUAUACCAGGAUUCACUGAGCAGGUAAGUCAUUAAAGUAAUCACAAGUAUCUCUUUUUCAUUUGCUUAAAACUCAACAGUCCUAGCAUCAGUUGUUAAUCUGACAAACAAUAAAUGACAUAUAAAAAUCAAGCAAGCUUUAACACUUCUUUUUGAUUCUGAUUCUUCUUGCUUACUAUUAAGACAAUCCUCAUGAGGAGCAACAGUAACUUGAACUUGCACAAAUUCCAACAUAUUUUCACCCAUAAACUUGCUUUCCACAUCACUGAUACUCCAAUGGGAAUAAUACCUUAAACUUAUUGCCUAAAUAAAUAAUACAGCUUAUAUCACUGAGGUGAAGAAAUUGCAUUAUCAUACGCCUUAUAGAAAAUCAUUUCAAUUUAUAGACUGGAAAAUGUCAGCAAAUUAAAAACUUGUAAG
Poecile atricapillus (Black-capped chickadee) is the source of this 5072-nucleotide messenger RNA. RefSeq names its product skin secretory protein xP2-like. The record is from RefSeq and is a predicted model, not a curated record. Lineage: Eukaryota; Metazoa; Chordata; Aves; Passeriformes; Paridae. Bases 1242 to 2498 code for a protein of 418 amino acids. The transcript is spliced from 2 exons.